Naegleria fowleri is the source of this 519-nucleotide messenger RNA. RefSeq lists its product as uncharacterized. Lineage: Eukaryota; Heterolobosea; Eutetramitea; Acrasida; Naegleriidae. The transcript has a single exon. The coding region runs from base 1 to 519 and encodes 172 amino acids. The record is from RefSeq and is a predicted model, not a curated record.
AUGACUAAUAACUGGACCAAACUCCGACGAUAUCUGGCAGGAAAACCUUCAAAGACUGGUAUGGAGGCUGAAACGUUACCCACCCGAAAAACUCCCAUCGAAUGUACUCUUGGUAAAAUGAUGAUUCGUAUGAACUCAGAAACGGGAGGACUUGAAUACAUGGGAGAGAUAAAUCAAGGGGAAUUUAUCAAACUUGACCACACAGAUUUAAAAAAUAUUAAGGACCGAAUGGAAGAAUUGGAACAAGAAAAUAGAUUAUUGAAAUUGAGGAAUGAAAUUUUAUUGGAUUUACUUUCUUCAACGACACUUGAUGCAAAAUACAUGGAACAAACUCUUUUAAAGAUAAAGAAUGAAGGAAUUCCAAAGCUUUCAGACAAACAAAUAUCAGAAGAAAAACAUAAAACAAAAAAAGAAAAGAAAAAGGUGCAAGAAACAAAACAAGAAAUUAGUGAUGUAAAGAAGGUUGUUUCUCGGCGAAAACAAUCGAUCGAUAAAUCCUCUGCAUUGUUGGUAGAGUAG